GGCUGGAUGGGCAGCCUCCACCCUGGGCUCACUAAACCUGUCUCUCACUUUCCCCCUCUGUCCACAGGUCUAGUUUGUUAUCGUAGGGUCUCCGGUGACUGACAAAGGGGCUGUAUUCAUCAUGGUUUGUUGUUGUAGGAUCUCCUGUGAGUGCUGCGACCACAAGCAGUGGUUUGCUAGUGUAAGGUCACUUGGGAGGGCUGCCCUUGCUGGGUUAUUAUUGUAGGGUCUCUUCAGGACCAUGGGGGCUGCUGGCACUCCUUUGUUAUUGUAGGGUUGUCCACAAGGACUCCUUUGUUUUUAUAAGGUUGCUUGUGGGCCUUGGGGCUGUCCAUCCUGUUUGCUGCAGGGACUUUUACGUGAGUGCUUUGUUAUCGUAGGGUCUCUUGUGAGCACACGGUUGUAUAUGCUGGUUUGUUAUUGUAGGGUGGCUGGUGAGCAACAGGAGCUGUUUGCUUGGGUGGGGCCUCAUGUGAGAUACGGGUGGCAUGUGCUGGUUUGUUAUUGUAGGGUCUCACGUUUACACGUUGGUUUGUCGUUGUAGGGACUUGUAUUUACGUAUGAUAGUUUGUUGUAGGGAUGUGAAUUUACACACAACAGUUUGUUGUUGCAGAGUGCUCAUAAGCACUGGGGUUACAAGCACUGGUUUAUUUUUGUAGGGUCUUUUGUAGGGCAUCCUGUGCAUGCUGUGCAGGUUUGUUAUGGUCAGUGGGACAGUGGGCACUCUGUGUUAUCGCAGAGUCUCCUGUGAGCACAGCAAUGGGUUGUUAUGGUGGGGGAGCAGUGGGCAUUCUGUGUUAUCAUAGGGUCUCCUGUGAAUACAGUGCUGGGUUGCUUGCCCAGCUUCUGGUGGGGGCUGAAUCAGGCUGGUGUGUGAUCCAUGGUCUUGUCCCGCCCUGGCUUCACUGCUUCUGGCUGCUGGGGAAUGAAAAGGCCUCUGUAGGGCUCAGUCUGUGGUGGAAAAUGUUCCCACAAAGGAGUGAUUGUAGGAGCGGGGGGAGCUGGCUGGGGGUGGGAGAUCUCCAGGCAGAGGGGCAGGGGCGCUCUCCCCACAUAGGCAGUGGUUGCCCCACUGUGGUGCUAGGAGGUGCAGGGCAUGGACAGGGGGCUCAACAGGGGGCACCAUGCUGCAGGGAGCAGGCUGGGGAACUGCCUCUUCAUGGAAUGUGCUAAUCCUAGUGCCCCUCUGUCCCUCCUCCUCAUCUGCUUCCCCGUCUCCUUCCAUCCUGUCUCCUUUUCCAGGUGACUCUGGCUUCCCUUCUUUCCCGCUUCGCCCCCGUAUAGUGGUGUUUGAUGCCCUUCUGGCUGAUCUGGAGACCACGACCUCUCACAUUUCCAAGCGCCCAGUACUGCUCACCGACUCUGGGGCAGCCCACGCCAAGGAACUGGGGCAGGAUGGGAUGCCUGAGUCCAGGCCCCCACCGCCACCCUACAACCCUCAGCAGCAGGCCAUGUCCGUGGACCCUCCACCUGUCUCUGCCCCGCCUAGCGGGGGCGAUAAAGAGCAUCUCUACAGUACUGUCUGCAAGCCCCGCUCGCCCCGGCCCAAGGAGCCAGCUGCGCCACCCUUCUCCUCAUCCAGCGGGGUGCUGGGUGCCGGCCUCUGUGAGCUGGACCGGCUGCUGCAGGAGCUCAACGCCACACAGUUCAACAUCACAGACGAAAUCAUGUCCCAGUUCCCAACCAACAAGAGCCCUGAUGGGGAGAAGUGGAAGGAGAAGCCAGAGGAUGCUGGGGAAGGGGUGUCCCCAAGCCGCUCCGCUGGCUCCACCCCACCUCCUGUGAAGCCAUCAGCCACAUCUGCUACCCUGGAGCUGGACAAACUCAUGGCCUCCUUGUCGGACUUCAGAGUCCAGAGUAAUCUCCCGGGGGUGUCAGCUGCGCCGCCCCCAGCCCCCACCCGAGUCUCCCUGGCGCAGCAGCCGGUGGUGUCAUCUGUCUGCCCCAGCCCCUCUGGUCCGCCCCCCCCAGCAGCGCCGGCACCGCAGGGUGGCAACUUGGACAGCAUGCUGGUGAUGCUGCAGUCGGAUCUGAGCCGCCAGGGGAUCUCCACCAGCACCAAGGGGCUGUGCGCCUCCUGCCAGAAACCCAUCGCUGGGCAGGUGGUGACGGCGCUGGGCAACACCUGGCACCCCGAGCACUUCGUCUGCAAGGAGUGCUACGCGCCGUUCCUGCAGGGCAGUUUCUUCGAGCACGGUGGGCGGCCCUUUUGCGAGACGCACUACCACAAGCAGCGGGGCUCGCUGUGCUGGGGCUGCGAGAAACCCAUCGCCGGGCGCUGCAUCACCGCCAUGGCCCGCAAGUUCCACCCCGAGCACUUUGUCUGCGCCUUCUGCCUCAAGCAGCUCAACAAGGGCACCUUCAAGGAGCAGAACGACAAGCCCUACUGCCACCCCUGCUUCCUCAAGCUCUUUGGCUAAGCCACACCCUUGUCUGGGCAGACCCCGCCUCCAGGCCCAGCCACACCCCAACAGGCCCCACCCCCUGGCCCAGCCACACCCCAGCAGGCCCCA
Chelonoidis abingdonii (Abingdon island giant tortoise) is the source of this 2513-nucleotide messenger RNA. Lineage: Eukaryota; Metazoa; Chordata; Testudines; Testudinidae. The record is from RefSeq and is a predicted model, not a curated record.